AUGGCCCAGAGCAGCAGGACUGCCGCGGUGGCGCUGCUCCUCGUCGCCCUCGUGGUGGCGGCAGCGUCGGUGCCGGCGGCCACCGCGUACGGCUGCUACGACGACUGCUACGAGCGGUGCGCCAACGGCAAGGAGGACCCCGCCUGCACCACCAUGUGCAACGAGGCGUGCGGCGCCGUAGACAAGGCCACUGCCGGGGCCGGGGCCGUCGCAGGGCUCGCUGGUGCCGGUGCCGAUGCCGCGGGGCUCGCGGGUGCCGGUGCCGGUGCAGCCGCGGGCGCGCCCGUGGCGUGA
Molecule: messenger RNA, 294 nt
Organism: Phragmites australis (common reed)
Lineage: Eukaryota; Viridiplantae; Streptophyta; Magnoliopsida; Poales; Poaceae
Exons: 1
Coding region: 1-294 (97 amino acids)
Source: RefSeq, a predicted model, not a curated record